AUGAUCAUCAAAUACAAGAACCGCGCGGUUAUGACGUAUAACACAUAUGCGUAUGCGCCAUGGGAAGGGUAUCGCUGCGUUUUCAAUGGAAGCAAGGGCCGAAUCGAGGUGAAUGUCGUCGAAAGCGGUUAUUCGGCAGGAGGCGAGACUGUGACCGAAAAGGGUUUGGGGGAUCUGGAGAAAAACUAUAUUCAAGGGGGUGUUGAGCAAACCAAGAUUGUCGUUUACCCUCUGUUCGAUGAGCCGUAUGUUGUUGACGUGGAGAAGCGAGAAGGUGGACAUGGUGGAGGUGAUCCCGCUUUGCUGCGAGACGUCCUCAUUGGCGAUCAAGGUGACAAGUUUAAGCGUGCUGCCUAUAUACGCGACGGCGGCAAUGCUGUUCUGGUUGGUGUCGGCGCGAAUAAGUCAAUGAAGUCAGGCUUGCCCGUGAUGGUUCAAGAUUUGGUGCAUUGGUAG
Molecule: messenger RNA, 456 nt
Organism: Colletotrichum truncatum
Lineage: Eukaryota; Fungi; Ascomycota; Sordariomycetes; Glomerellales; Glomerellaceae
Product: oxidoreductase domain protein
Source: RefSeq, a predicted model, not a curated record